This is a messenger RNA of Lactuca sativa (garden lettuce), 731 nucleotides long. RefSeq names its product 2Fe-2S ferredoxin-like superfamily protein. Gene Ontology annotation, molecular function: electron transfer activity; 2 iron, 2 sulfur cluster binding. Gene Ontology annotation, cellular component: mitochondrion. Gene Ontology annotation, biological process: P450-containing electron transport chain. Lineage: Eukaryota; Viridiplantae; Streptophyta; Magnoliopsida; Asterales; Asteraceae. The record is from RefSeq and is a predicted model, not a curated record.
AAAAAAAAAAAAGAAGUGUGGGCAGAGAAAGACCACAAGCAAAACCGAAGAAGGAAGAUAUGGCAUUCGCCGUGAAUUUGGCCCCGUUGCCCCUCCGAUCACCGGAGAUCACCAUUGGUAGCAGUGGCUUCUCAAAUUCCCUCAUAUCUUUCAACAGAAAGAGACCAACGUUGUCCUUUGCCGUCAGCAAUUCUACCGAAGAACCACCAACAACCACGCCUGAAAUCGAGCUCGAGUUCUUGGGGCCAAAGCCUGGUGACGAUGGGAAGUAUCCGGUGGACAGAGCGGCGGCAGCGAGCGGAGAGAAGCUCCUAAGAACAAUAAUGGCGGAUAACAAAAUCGAACUCUACGGCACGUAUGGAAAGGUAAUGAACUGCGGUGGUGGCGGAAGCUGUGGCACUUGCAUCGUGGAGGUUGUAGAAGGAAAGGAGCUUUUAAAUGAGAGAACAAAUACAGAACUCAAAUACUUGAAAAAGAAACCGGAAUCAUGGAGGUUAGCUUGCCAGACCAUAGUCGGAAACAAAGAAAACUCCGGCAAGGUGCGGAUCCAGAGGUUGCCUCAAUGGAAGAAAUAAUAUCAACAAGAAUCCUUAGACUUGAUCGUUUUACAAGUCUCAUAAACUUGGUGUUGCGUUUGCAAUAUAUUCUCCAUAAACAACAUUUACAUAAAUACUUAUGUGGUGCGAUAUUGUUGUAGACAUUUCUUGAGCAAAUCAUUUUGUUUUGGAGGA